Messenger RNA from Symphalangus syndactylus (siamang), 6422 nucleotides. It is a transcript of the gene ST7L, whose product is annotated as suppression of tumorigenicity 7 like. Gene Ontology annotation, molecular function: protein binding. Lineage: Eukaryota; Metazoa; Chordata; Mammalia; Primates; Hylobatidae. The record is from RefSeq and is a predicted model, not a curated record.
UUUAGCGGCAAGAUGGCGGACCGUGGCGGCUUGGGUGAAGCUGCGGCUGCUGGAGCGUCUCCUGCAUCUGCCCCUGGCCGAAACCCGACGCUAGGCUGGAGGGAGCGACUGCGGGCCGGGCUGGCGGGGACUGGGGCCUCGUUGUGGUUCGUGGCGGGGCUGGGGCUGCUUUACGCUCUGAGGAUCCCUUUGAGGCUGUGUGAGAAUUUGGCAGCAGUGACUGUAUUUUUAAAUUCAUUGACACCCAAAUUCUAUGUGGCACUUACAGGGACAUCUUCAUUGAUAUCAGGACUAAUAUUUAUAUUUGAAUGGUGGUACUUCCAUAAGCAUGGCACAUCUUGUAUUGAGCAAGUAUCCGUAAGCCAUUUGCAACCACUGAUGGGAGAAACAGACAGCAGCAUUUCAGAACCAGGUUCUCCUUCGAGGAGCAGAGAAAGUGAAAUCAGCAGACAGAAUUUGUCAGAAUGUAAGGUAUGGAGAAACCCUCUAAAUCUUUUCAGAGGAGCAGAAUAUAGGAGAUACACUUGGGUGACUGGUAAAGAGCCACUUACAUACUAUGACAUGAACCUGUCAGCUCAGGACCAUCAGACCUUUUUCACCUGUGACACAGAUUUUUUACGUCCUUCAGACACAGUUAUGCAGAAGGCAUGGAGGGAAAGAAAUCCUCCAGCUCGAAUCAAAGCAGCCUAUCAAGCUUUAGAAUUAAACAAUGACUGUGCCACUGCAUAUGUUCUACUGGCUGAGGAAGAAGCAACAACUAUUGUAGAUGCUGAAAGGUUAUUUAAACAGGCACUCAAGGCAGGAGAAACAAUUUAUAGGCAGUCACAGCAGUGCCAGCACCAAAGUCCUCAGCAUGAAGCUCAACUGAGGAGAGAUACCAAUGUACUGGUAUAUGUUAAAAGAAGAUUGGCAAUGUGUGCAAGAAAAUUAGGAAGAAUAAGAGAAGCAGUAAAAAUAAUGAGAGACUUGAUGAAAGAAUUUCCUCCUCUUACCAUGUUGAACAUCCAUGAAAAUCUCUUAGAAUCACUUUUAGAAUUACAGGCCUAUGCAGAUGUUCAGGCAGUCCUAGCAAAAUAUGAUGAUAUAAGCCUUCCAAAGUCAGCAGCAAUCUGUUACACAGCAGCACUGUUGAAGACAAGGACUGUUUCAGAAAAAUUCUCUCCAGAAACAGCCUCCAGAAGAGGAUUAAGCACAGCAGAAAUUAAUGCUGUGGAAGCAAUUCAUAGAGCUGUGGAAUUUAAUCCUCAUGUUCCAAAAUAUUUAUUAGAGAUGAAAAGUUUAAUUUUACCUCCAGAACACAUUCUGAAACGGGGUGAUAGUGAAGCAAUUGCCUAUGCUUUCUUUCAUCUUCAGCACUGGAAACGAAUAGAAGGUGCUCUUAAUCUGUUACAGUGUACAUGGGAAGGCACUUUUAGAAUGAUUCCACACCCGUUAGAGAAAGGACAUCUAUUUUACCCUUAUCCCAGCUGCACAGAGACGGCUGAUAGAGAGCUGUUACCUACCUUUCAUCAUGUUUCUGUUUACCCAAAAAAGGAGCUUCCUUUGUUCAUCCAUUUCACAGCAGGAUUUUGCUCUUCUACAGCAGUGAUAGCCAUUCUCACACACCAGUUUCCUGAAAUCAUGGGUAUUUUUGCUAAAGCUUAGGAGCAUCACCAUCACCCAGGAGCUCAUGAAAAAUGCAUAACCUCAGGCACCAUUCCAGACCUUCUGAAUCAGAAUCUGCAUUUUAACAAGAUCCACAGGUGAUCCUAUAUAUACAUUUAAAGCUUGGAGAAACUUGCUGUACUCUACCCCCAAUAAGAGGAAUUUAGAACAGCUCGAUAGUGCUGCCUUGUCAAGGUGGAAAAGAGGCAGCAUUGCAGAGUGGUUAUGAAAUAGAUUCUGGAUACAGACUGCUUUGCUUUGAAUUCUAGCCCUGAAACAAUGCUGUACAACCUCGGGUAAGUUACUUAACUUUUUCUACCCUUAGUUGUAAAAUGAGAAUAAUACUACCUCUCAUGGGUUUUGGUGAGUGUUAAAUGACUUUAAAAUAUGCAAGUGUUAGGACUAUGUCUACCCACAGUAAAAACUAGGUGAGUGUUAGCUGUUGUUGCUACCUUUAUUGUCAUCAUCAUCACCAAAGUGCAAUAGUGGGAAACCCUACCCCCUUCUUGUUUAAAGGAGAUAUGUCCUAACAGUCAGCUCAAAACGCAUUUUUCCAUGCGUUUUGGAAACUGUAGUAUAAAUGGUGGUUGGGUAUAAUUUUAAAAACACUAUUAGUAGGCCAGGUGCAAUGGCUCUCAUGCUUGUAAUCCCAGCACUUUGGGAGGCCAAGGCAGGUGGAUCACUUGAGCUCAGGAGUUCAUGACCAGCCUGGGUAACAUGGUGAAACCCCAUCUCUUCCAAAUAUACAAAAAAAUUAGCCAGGCGUGGUGGUGUGCACCUGUGGUCCCAGCUAUUCAGGAGGCUGAAAUGGGAGGAUCGCUUGAGCCUGGGAGGUAGAGGCUGCAGUGAGCCAUUAUUUCACUAUUGCACUCCAGCCUGGGCAACAGAGCAAGACCCUGUCUCAAAAAAAAAAAAUACUGUAAUACUAUGCUUCUGGCACAUUAUGUGUAUAUGAAUGUAGAAAGUGAAGAAAUGUUUCAGGUUCUAGGCACUGGCAAACUACCUUGUAGAACAGAACCUGUUGGUAAGUUGCAAACUGUCUGUGUUAGCAUUUCAAGUUAAUUCAGAUAUUUGAUGGCCAAAUAAAGUAGAAAUUGGUGAAGAAUCUUUGAGACAUACUUGUUCUAUUUCAGAAGAUAGACUUUUAAAAAAUUUCCUAAAUUUCUUUAUUGUUAUCAUUGUCUCUUUCUCAUCUAAUAUCUUUUCGUAAUAGCUCACAUGCCAGAGCAAAUUGAGUUUGAAUUUCUUAAAAUGCAUUUGUUAAAAAAAUUGUGUUACUGUGAGGCCAGGCACUGGAGACUGAUUUUAAAUAAUUCUCACUGUACAUCAGAUUUAGAGAAAUGAAAGGGAAUGAACUAGAAUGGCUAAUGGUUUUAGUGCCUCUUUUUUUGCAUGGUAUAAGGCUAUGUGGAAUAGACUUCAUUUUUUGCAAGUUAGGAUUUUUUUCCCCUGAUUUUUCUCCUGGCUGAGAUGAAAACCUAGUCUGACAUUAGACACAGAACAAUGAAAAAGUGUUGCAUAAAUCCCUGGAGAUGUGGAAUGUGCUUAUAUCAGAGCUGAUAUUCUCUAAGGCCAGAAUUCCUGAAAAAGGAAAAAUUGCUUUUAAGUGGUAGGUCAUUUUCUCACCUGCUUUGAAGCCUGCUGGAUUAAAUAUGAGAGUUCAAAGUAAGGGUAGCCAGCAAACCAACUGAACUGGAAUCUGAUUCUGCUUAUCUGAAAGGAGCUUCUUUAUUUAAGAACAGCACUGCCCUCUCCUUAGAGAACCAGUCUUCUACUCUGGCCCCUUUCAUUUCUCUUGCAAGAAAAGUGUUCUUCUUAGCAAGGAUUGGGAGGGUGUUAUCACAACAGUGAAAAGACUUAAAGAUGGUCUUGGGGGUUUCACUAACUUACUGAUAAACUCAGACUUGUGGUAUGUGACUUUAGUGUUUUGAAUUCAGAAGUGUGUUUAAAUAUUAAAGUCCCUAGUUGGGGCCAGCCAUGGUGGCUCACGCCUGUAAUCUCAGCACUUUGGGCGGCUGAGGCCUGCGGAUCACUUGAGGUCAGGAGUUAGAGACCAGCCUGGCCAACAUGGUGAAACUCCGUCUCUACUAAAAAUACAAAAAAAUUUAGCUGGGCGUGGUGGUACUUGCCUGUAAUCCCAGCUACUUGGGAGGCUGAGGCAGGAGAAUUGCUUGAACCUGGGAGGCGGAGGUUGCAGUGAGACGAGAUCGUGUCGCUGCACUCCAGCCUGGGUAACAGAGCGAGACUCCAUCUCAAAAAAAAAAAAGUCCCUAGUUGGGUUUUAACUAAACGGGGUAGUCUUUGCAAUUUUGGCAGAAAAGGGUGUUACAGGUAAAGGUAGGAAUCAGAGAUUCCCAAAUAAAUUGUUUUAGUCCAGCAAAACUUUGUUGAAGUUUGUUUUACUGAAUGCAUAUUGUAGCUGUGCUGUGAUGGGAAUGGGCUUUGUUUCCACAUAUUUCUACUAAUCUUUAUGUGGGAAAAUGUGGUUGGACAUGCCAAUGAUGAAUUUCUGAGCAACUCAUAAUUGGCUGGCUCCACUGUAACUAGGGCCUUACAAUCUGCUUGAUUAAUUCUUUAAGGACUACAUUAGCCAAGUUGCAUGAUUUCCAAAGAUAUAGAAGGUCAGAUGUUACACUAACAAAGAACCUCUCUACAGAAUGUCUCACUGGGGUUUCUUUACUCCCUUCUCAAAAAUAAUUAAAAUUUUUCUUCCCAAAUUACAUUUUUAAAAGAAUAAGCAGAUAUAAAUGCCAAGUGUCUUUUACUGAAAAGUGAACAAAACUUUUGGGAAGAUUUGUCCACUAUUCUUACCAUUUUUUUUCAGGGAAAAGACUGAUCUUCAGAACCGGGGGAGUUAAUAAACAAUUAUAACUAUAUAUUAAUGUAUACCAAUUGAAAAAUAUAUGAUUUUUUAAAGGUUCUGAGUUUUCCAUUAUUAUAACCUGUGACAUGAUAGUUGUAUACUUCUUUAUUAAAUUCCUAGGGCCACAUUCAGAAAUUAAUGAUUAAAAUAAAUUUCUUCACUUUGUUUGAAAAUGGAUUACUUUCAAAGCUAUGAGACUUUUUUAGUUUGUAAGAACUGAUAGUUUUAAAAACAUUUUGAAAUGUAACUAAACCUACAUUUUUGUAAAAUAUUCUAUAACCAUGCUAUUUCCACAGUUACAAAUCUGAGUUGUUUCCCAGAGAUAAUACAAAUAAUAAAAUAAACCUAUUGUGUGACAGGUCAAAAUUUUUAAAUGUUUACAUAUUUGUUCCAUUGUUGGUGCAUCUAAAGUAUUUGGGCAGUCUGGCAUAUUCAAUUUUAAUUUUCUUUACUAACUGGGAUUUUGGAUCAAGAGAAAAGACGUUCUCUACCUCCUAGAAGGGUAUUUCUCAUGUUUCAUCCUUGUUUUUCUCCUUCAAAAAGAACCACAAUAAGAAAUUUGUGAAAUUGCUGGUAUUAUUAUUCAUCCAGAUUUUCUAAACACUGAGCUCUUCUAAGGGGGAAAGAAAAUAAUAAAAGUUAGGAAAAUGUACUUUUUUUUUUUUUUUUUUUGAGACAGGGUCUCACUCUCUCAUCCAGGCAGGAGUGCAGUGGUGCCAUCUCGGCUCACUGAAACCUGGGCUCAAGUGAUCCUCCCACCUCAGCCUCCCGAGUAGCUGGGACUACAAGUAUGUGCCUCCAUGCUAGGCUAAUUUUUUAAAAUUUUUUAUAGAGAUGGAGUCUCACUUUGUUGCCCAGGCUGGUCUCCAACUCCUGAGCUCAAGCAAUCUGUCCACAUCAGCCUACCAAAAUGCUGGGAUUACAGGCUUGAGCCACCGUGCCCAGCCAUGUCAAUGUACUUAUUAUUAUUAUUAUUGUUAUUAUUUUUGAGACAGGGUCUGCCUCUGUUGCUCAGGAUGGAGUACAGUGGCACCAUCUGGGCUCACUGCAAUCUCCACCUUCCUGGCUCAAACCAUAUGCCCACCUCAGCCUCCCAAGUAGUUGGAACUACAAUAUGUACCACCAUGCCUGGCUAAUUUUUGUAUUUUUGGUAGAGACAGGGUUUCACCAUGUUGGCCAGGCUAGUCUUGAACUCCUGAACUCAAGUGAUCCACCCACCUGGGCCUCCCAAAGUGCUGGGAUUACAAGUGUGAGCCACUGCACCCGGCCAACAAUAUACUUUUUAACGCAUGUGUAUAUCCCUUCCCCAGGGUUUAAUUCAGUUUUAAAGUUUGUAGAAAGCAUCAUUUUUCCCGUUAACAUGUGCCUGUCAAGUAUGAGGUUCACAGAAGCUCUCCCAGAAUUUGUUUCACAUAUGUUUAAUCAUCUUUUCCCCCCUCAAAGUGAAAAUCUCAUUGCUAAAGUUUAGGACAUCAUGUCACUAACUGCUACUGAUAUAUUUAUUGCUUAAUCAUUAGCACUUGGGACACGUGGAGUGCUUAGCAGUUUUUAGAAGAGCUGUGCUUAGAUAUUGAUAUAAAUCACUCAUUCAAAACCCAUUCUCCUAGUGAUAUUAUAAUUCACAAUAGGAAACACUGAUCUUUGUUUUAGAAAACAUCUCUAUCUUGCAGACCCAGCAUAGUCUUCUAAAUUGGGAGAAUCAUGGGGUACAGAAGAAAAUUAUAAUAUUGAGGAAUAGUUUUUAGCUUUUUUCUUGGUGGAGUUUGGCCCCCUUCCCCUACCAAUCAAAUGAACUAAAUUAGUAAGGCUACAUAAUAUAUUACAAUUCUAAACCAAGAGUAACUCAGACUUCAGUUAGUGCUUCAUUUUUUUUUUUUUUUUUUUUUUUUUUUUGAGACGGAGUCUUGCUCUGUCU